Messenger RNA from Diversispora eburnea, 198 nucleotides. The record is from the annotation of a GenBank genome assembly. NCBI's taxonomy places the organism in Eukaryota, Fungi, Glomeromycota, Glomeromycetes, Diversisporales, Diversisporaceae.
AUGAGAAUGUGGAUAGAUAUAGCAAUUGAAAGAAGUACAAGAAUUAUAAUUAUUCUUUUACUAAUUAUACAAAAGAAACCACUGCCACCACCACCACAACGACAUAAAGUAUUAUCGGUAUUAGAUGGAUUAGAAGAAUUAGUUCAUGAACUUGAUUUUGACACAAAACCAUCUAAAGGGGAAGGAUUGAAUCUAUAA